CCGAGUCGGUAUGUCAGUCUCUGCACUUGUUAUGUGCGGGUACAGCUCGCUCUGUAAGGAGUCUUCUUGCACUUUUCCACUCAUGACUUUAGUCCCGUGAUCUGCCUUCGUCUUAAUCACACCUGUUCAAGUCUCUGUGUGUGAUGAGGAAGAAGCUCUGGAUCCCCACAGACUGUGAAUAAGAUGUCAGUGUGGAUUUCAUGCCUUUCCUCGUGGCCUCACUGUGGACUCUGAUCGUCUACCUGAGUUCAGUUAAAGGAUCAUUUGUAGUGGAUGUGACACAGAGCUCCUAUCAGGCAGAGGAGAACCACAACAUCACACUGGAGUGGACGUUCACCACCAAACCAGACACGCCCAUCUCAGCACUGGAGAUCCUCUGUUACCUGAAUAAUGGCCACAAAGAAUUGACUCUUUAUUACCUACAUGAUGGUGUCGAGUUCUCAGAGGUUCAGGAUGAGAAGUUUUCAAGACGAGUCCAGAGUGACAAAGACGCCCUCAGAGAAGGACGAAUCAGACUCCAGCUGUCCAGACUCAGGACUGAGGACUCGGGUCUGUACCUGUGUGAGGUGGACACAGGUUAUGGCCACGGCUACAGCAGCUGCAGAGUCACCGUCUCUGAUACAGAUUUUGCUAAAACCUCAACAACAGAGACGUCACUGCAAAAUCCAGCUCCUCAGAAAAAGACUCCAACAAACGCAGGUCGAUCCAGGGUCCUUGUGGUCAUUGUUGUCAUCACCGUACCAUUAGUUUUGGCUCUCGCUGGUUUUGCUGCAUAUUUCUUUCACCACAUUUUGCAGAAACUUAAACAGAAGCAUACAGAGGAUGAUGAGACACAAAAACAACCACUAACAGUCUAGCUGCUUUGCUAAAGGAGCGUUGGUCUUAAUGGAGCUGAGAGAGAUUUAUUUUUCCUGGACCUUCACAUUUAUGUUGGAUUCAAACCAUCAACCACAGGGAGACACUCGGGCCCAGCAUCACUGAGAUCAUCAUAAGGUCACGCCUACAAAAGGAUGUGAGCCUGAUUUGAACUUUGACCUCAGCUGAAGACUCGAGCCUCGUCCAGUUAAUUUAUCGAGCUCAUUUUCACACAAAGUGUCAUAAAAGAAAACCCAGAGUGGAAGAUCAGAGGAUGUAAACAGGAAAUAUUUCUUACAGAAGUCUUCAGUCAGAGUGGCUGCUGUCAGACUCUGGAGGAUCUGCUUGGAAACAUCAAGCAGUGAAACUGAUGGAUUUCCUCCUUCAGUACAAAACUGUGAAGUUCAGCCUGGAGAAGAAACACUCCUCUGCCUCACUGUCAGCGUGUUUAAUGAAUUUACUUACUGGUUGUUUGUUUGUUUGUUUGUUUGUUUAAGGUGAACUUAAAUCUUUCAGUAAGACCUCAAAGUGUCUCUGAUGGACAAAUUAAAGGGUUAAAAUCCUCCCUGAUCAUCACUGUGCUGGACUGACAUGGAUCAUUCCCAAACAGUCUUUUCCAUUCCAUCUGCAUUCAUUACAGAUGAAAGUGGAUAUUUUCAACACAGUUCAUGUGGAAAGAUGGGGGGAGUGGCCUGAAAAUUGUGUUGGUGACACAGGAGACUGGAAAAGCACCAACAAGUUUUAAAGUAACAGAAACAGGAUUCAUGGAGCUCAUAAGGAGAACUCCUUUGUUUUACUGACUUCACUGUAUGAAAGCAGACUUUGUUACCACAGCUAUGAGCUCUGAUUGUUUUUGUUUUCUUUCUAUCAUCUUUACUGUCUCAGAGAACCUGAGCUAUAAGCUGAUUACUUUAAACACCCUUCGUUAAUCAUCUGCUGCACUUUAUAAACAUCCAAAACAAGGUGAUUUACAUUUUACAUCUCUGGAUUUUUAAAGCUACAAAUAAUUCAUUAAGUUUAAUGUUAAACUUCCUGCUGGUCAGGACUCGAUGUUCAGUCUGUAAAGUUCAGUCUGAUUUGUGAUCGUGUUUUCAGUUUAGUGCUGAGAGUUACGAGUGUAAAAGUGUUCCAACGGUUUUAUUUGUUAAUUUUUAUUAAAUCUUUGGCUCAU
This is a messenger RNA of Oreochromis aureus, 2026 nucleotides long. RefSeq lists its product as uncharacterized. NCBI's taxonomy places the organism in Eukaryota, Metazoa, Chordata, Actinopteri, Cichliformes, Cichlidae. The transcript has 6 exons. The record is from RefSeq and is a predicted model, not a curated record. The coding region runs from base 201 to 857 and encodes 218 amino acids. Gene Ontology annotation, cellular component: external side of plasma membrane. Gene Ontology annotation, biological process: positive regulation of T cell proliferation; cellular response to lipopolysaccharide; negative regulation of T cell proliferation.